GGGGCUAAGGUCUGGGGGUAGGACUAAGAGCUGGGAGUAGAUCUGGAGAGGAACUAGGGAUGGGACUGAGGGCUGGGCCUGAGCGGCCGAGCUAAGGUUUAGGCCUGAGAGAAAGAGGUGGUACGAAGGCUAAAAGGUGGGACAAAGAGGGUCUUGGAAGGAGCUGCAAGGCCCCGGAUGAAGAGCGCGGCUGAAGCUUAGAUUUGGGCUAAGACAACACAGAGCCAGGGGAGGGUGGAGGGGGGGAUUGGGCAAGCAUGAGGCGGAGUUAAGGGCUGGAUUGGGGCGAACCUGAGAUUGGGGUUUACGGCUGGCUCGACCAAGCUGAGGUUCAGGAUUGGACUUCUGCGAGGAAGAGUCUUGUAGAGACGAGAACUGGGCUGAGAGCGAUGUGGGUCAGGACGACAUUGAGGAUUGAAAGGUGGACUAAGGAAAAGACUGAGGACAAUGCCAGCAUCUGGGAUGAGAGCAGCACUGAUGUAAACAGGUUACCGGGCUGGGAGAGAGGACAUCUGCUGGCUGGUGUGCCUUCUAGUACUGAUGCAUCUACCUUCUCCUCUGAAGGUGAAUUCAAAGACCUGGACAGGUGCUGCUGGAAACACAAACAGUGCACUGGGCAUGUCAUCCACCCCUUCCCCUCGGACUAUGGCCACCACGACCUGCACCUGCACUCCAUCAGCCACUGCGACUGCGAGUCUAGGCUGAAGGACUGCUCAGAGAAGACAAAUAGCGACAACUCCCAAGAUGUGGGCCCAACCUGCUCCCGAGAUGAGGGUCCAACAUGUUUCAACAUCAUCCAGUCCCCUUGCUUUGAGCUCAUCCCAGAGGAGGAGUGUGUGGAGCGGUUCUGGUAUGGCUGGUGCAAAAGCUAUAGGCCUGUCUCUGUGGCAGUGAUCCACCAUCCCAUCCAUCAUGACUAUGUGGCAGAUGACUUGAACGAAGAAGAGGAGGAGGAAGAGGAGGAAGAAAGCAAGCCUCCCAUUCCCACCCAGGUGGGGCCUGCCACCACUGCCCCCGCUGACACAGGCCUGGGCACUGUCACAACUACCCCGGACUCGGCAGCUCCCAUCACUAUCUGGCGCUCCGAGAGCCCCACAGGGAAGUCCCAGGGCAACAAGGUGAUCAAGAAGGUAAAGAAGAAAAAAGAAAAGGAGAAAGACAAGGAAGAGGAGCUGGAUGAGAAGCCAAAGCCGAAGAAAAAAGUCAAGAAGGGCAAGUUGCUGAAGAAGAAAAGCCCGGUUAAAUCGGAAUCUUCACCUCCGGACUUGAACCGAUCAAUAAGCCCCAGAGAGCUGACCAGGAUGUCAGAGUCCAGCCCAGACAGCCGGGAAGACCUGGAGAGUGAGGACAGUUACAAUGACCCCCGGCGGGAGGAGCCCUCCAGUGACGAUAUCGUGGAGUCUUCCUCACCCAGGAAGAGAGAGAAGAACACGGUCCAGACUAAGAAAGCUGGGGCAAAGACCUCACCAGUCAAGAAGGUCAAGAGGAAAUCUCCCCCAGGAUCCAACCCCAAUCUCAGUUGAGGCGAGGGCGUCCAGUGUGAAGAAUAAAUGCGAUCAAGCCUGUAGCUGA
Molecule: messenger RNA, 1572 nt
Organism: Neogale vison (American mink)
Lineage: Eukaryota; Metazoa; Chordata; Mammalia; Carnivora; Mustelidae
Gene: PROCA1
Product: protein interacting with cyclin A1
Exons: 5
Coding region: 390-1523 (377 amino acids)
Biological process (GO): arachidonate secretion; phospholipid metabolic process
Molecular function (GO): A2-type glycerophospholipase activity
Source: RefSeq, a predicted model, not a curated record